UUGAGGAUUCGUUUCGGUCACAUAACGAAACUACAUUUUUCAACUUUCACCACGGCGAGACAAAUUCGACGUUGUAAAGAUGCUGACCAUGUCGACUCUGAUGAUGCCUACAACAAUGACCACUAUGACGAAUCCGGGUCCGAUACCUGCACACAGCGUGCCGCAAAAGAUGGAACCACCUAAGUUGACUGCAGCAGCUACGCUCACCCAUACGCCAACACCGGCCAAUAAAUCAGAACAUUAUCACAUAUUUGUUGGAGACCUGAGUCCGGAAAUCGAGACACAUACCUUAAGGGAAGCUUUCUCAGCCUUCGGAGAGAUCUCAGAUUGCAGAGUUGUCAGAGAUCCCCAAACUUUAAAAUCUAAGGGAUAUGGAUUUGUUUCGUUCGUCAAAAAAGCGGAAGCAGAAAGUGCGAUCGGCAACAUGAACGGCCAAUGGCUAGGUGGCAGAAGUAUUCGGACAAAUUGGGCCACUCGCAAACCUCCCGCACCUAAAUCUGAAGCGAAUGCAAAGCCGUUGACGUUCGAUGAAGUUUACAAUCAAAGUAGUCCGACCAACUGCACGGUAUACUGCGGCGGUUUGACCAAUGGUUUAACAGAAGAACUCAUGCAGAAAACUUUCUCACCCUUCGGAUCCAUCCAAGAAAUUCGAGUAUUUAAGGACAAAGGUUAUGCUUUUAUCAGGUUUUCUACCAAGGAGUCGGCUACGCACGCUAUCGUAGCAGUACACAACACAGACAUCAACGGCCAAACGGUGAAAUGCAGUUGGGGCAAGGAGAGUGGAGAUCCUAAUAAUGCUCAACAAACUGGACAGGCGUUAUCGUCGGCGACGUACCCAUACUACGCGGCGGCGGCAGCUGCCGCCGCGGCGGCGGCGGGCGUCGCGGGUGUCGGAGGCGUCGGUGGCGUCGGCGGUGCUGGACAACUAGGAUACUGGUAUCCGCCCCAAUCUUAUCCCACGACAGCGACACAAAUGCAAGCUGGUGGCUUUCUUCAAGGCAUGCAGGGAUAUACCUAUGGACAGUUCGCCGGAUAUCAACAGGCGCAAUAUAUGGGAAUGGGAAUGGGUGCUGUUCAUGCUGCUGGCACAGCGGCAGGAUGGGGUCAGGGAUUACCUGGGGGACCACAGUUACCACCACACCACGCCACGACGGUCACGGCACCCCCAGGGGUGCAAGCCGCACCCCCGCCACCACCGCCACCGGCACAAAUGAUGGCCUACCCGAUGCAACAGUUCCAGUAUUUUCAACACAUACAUUAUUAUAUCACGAUAGAAAACAACGCAUUCAUAAAUUCGGAAAUGGAGGGUAAAUCGGCUCGAGGUUAA
Messenger RNA from Atta colombica, 1327 nucleotides. Its product is annotated as nucleolysin TIAR-like. Lineage: Eukaryota; Metazoa; Arthropoda; Insecta; Hymenoptera; Formicidae. The record is from RefSeq and is a predicted model, not a curated record. Gene Ontology annotation, molecular function: mRNA binding.